CUUUUUUUUAAACAGAUAACGCUAGAUAGAUUAGUCCGUUCGUCGGCCAAAGACCAUAGAGUCAUAGUUAUCCAACACGAUCGACAGGUUACAUAACUCUUAGUUUUUAUCACGUUUUAUUUUGUAGUUGUCUAUCUUUUAUUGCGUUCUUUUAAAUUAAAAAUGGUGAAAGCGAAACGAUGGAUUCAGAUCAAGCCAUUUGAAGGCCCUGCUUCACUUGACAAUUUUAAGCUAAUUGAAGAAGAAUUACCGGCUCUUAAAGAUGGGGAAAUUCUUAUAGAAGCACUCUAUUUGACAGUAGACCCUUAUAUGAGGGUAUUCCCGAAACGUGUUGAUGACACACCAAUAGGACAACAAGUAGCCAGAGUAACAGAAAGCAAGAAUGCUGCUUACCCAGUGGGCAAACUGGUGCUGGCCAUGGUCGGAUGGAGGGAUAAAACAGUGCUGCACCCUGAUCAAGACAACCCAUUUUAUGUCACUAGAUUUGCACCCAAGAAAACUCUUUCACAGAUUCCAGAUGUGGGUGAUUUCCCUUCUUCUCUGUAUUUGGGAAUACUUGGUAUGCCAGGGCUAACUGCUUACUUUGGACUUCUGGAAAAGUGUAGACCUAAACCUGGAGAUGUUGUUGUUGUCAGUGCUGCUGCUGGGGCUGUGGGCAGUGUGGUUGGACAAAUUGCAAAAAUUAAAGGGUGCACAGUGAUUGGAUCAGCUGGGAAUCAAGAGAAAAUUGAUUGGUUAAAAAGUUUAGGCUUUGACCAUGUGUUCAACUAUAAAACAACAACAGUAGGACAGGCAAUCAAAGAGUUUGCUCCAGAUGGUAUUGAUUGCUAUUUUGAUAACGUUGGUGGUGACUAUGCCCUAACUGUGUUGGACUCUCUGAGGCCAUAUGGUAGAAUGUGCUGCUGUGGACAAAUUUCUCGCUAUGACACAACACAAACUGGGCCCAUUAAAGAUUUAAUCCAUACCAUAAUGAUCAAUGAGCUCUCUGUCAGUGGCAUCAUGGUCUAUUCAUAUUCAGAAAACUUUACUUCUGCUCAACAGGAAAUGGCUAAUUGGAUUAAGGAGGGCAAGCUUCAGUACAGAGAGACAUUGUUUGAUGGAUUUACCAAGUUGCCAGAAGCAUUCCUAGAAAUAUUCAAGGGAUCGUCUGCUGGGAAAUUGAUUGUGAAAGCAUAAAUAAAUGUUUUGUUUAUAUACAUAUCCCCACUACUUCACUCUUAAAAGUAAUAACAUGUUUAAGUCUACAGCUUCACAUAUCUGACUUGGUUUGAACAUUUUGUUGUUGCAGUCAAAGGAGCCUUUUUUUAAUUUAUUGCAUUUUGUGUGAAUAUAAACAAUGUUUUUAAAUGUAUAGAAGUCUCUUUAAUGAAAAAAAAAAAGAGUUAACAUAGUGAUUUUAAUGAAUUGGCUGUUUUUAUUUUCUUCUUUAUUUAUAAAUAUUUGUUAUUAUACCUAUGUAAUCAUCCUAUAUAUUUUCUUAUACUGCCUUGGGUGUAGUUAAUUAUUUCAUAAUUAUCUGCAUACCUUUUUUUUUUUGAAAGCUACUUUAUCUGGAAGUGAAUUUCCUGGUAUUGUCAGCUCCCAUUUAGUCAUUAUACAGUACCUGUAUUUGUAUUGAAUGCUGAGUUUGUUUCAACUGCAGUCUUUUUUUUUUAGUUAUUGACUGUGGGUUGUUGGUUAAUGUGAUUUUUUUAACGAUUUUUUUUCACAGUAUUAAAUUAUAUACUUUUAAUAAACAUCUAGAUAUUUUUAUAAUAAA
Messenger RNA from Biomphalaria glabrata, 1759 nucleotides. Its product is annotated as prostaglandin reductase 1-like. Gene Ontology annotation, molecular function: 15-oxoprostaglandin 13-reductase [NAD(P)+] activity. The transcript is spliced from 9 exons. The record is from RefSeq and is a predicted model, not a curated record. Gene Ontology annotation, biological process: prostaglandin metabolic process. The coding region runs from base 163 to 1176 and encodes 337 amino acids. Lineage: Eukaryota; Metazoa; Mollusca; Gastropoda; Planorbidae.